UCUGACAUGUCGGUGUGUUAUUAUCACCCGUGUGUUAGUGUUAGUGUUAGUGUUAUUAGUGUUAGCUGAUGGAUGCGCGCAAUGUUUCUCUCCGUCCUGACUGCGGUUUAUCAUCAUUCUCUGAUAUUACGCGUCAUAACCGCGAUUCCUCCUGAAGUGAAGCAGGGCGGCUGUAUUAAAGUGAAUCGGUGUAAAUGUCUGAUGCGGGACGGUUCAGGAAUCAUUGAUCUGGGAUCAGUGGCGGGGGAGGACGGUUUCAUACAGCGACUCGAACCCGUGACACCCGCGGCACCGGGAAACACGGAAGUGCUCGUGUCCUUCAGCCCGUGUGUGCCGUUCUCUGAGCCUGAAGACUUCACUGUCACAGACUGCACUGAUGUCGCUGCAUGUGUCACUACACGGUUUCAUCAGGACAGCAGAUUGAUGAAUCACUAUAUGAACUACGGCCGACACGAGGGCAAUACAUUCAGCUAUAAUGAUUCAGAGGAGAUUCUCACUGUGUCUUAUUACAUUUAUUCUCGCAGUGAACCUCAUACUGUAGUCCGUUACCAGUGCAGCGUGAAUCCGUCCAUCACACACAUCCAGAGCUUCAGCGUGGACGCACCUCUGCAGAUCUGGGUAAAGAGUCCCUGCGCUUGUCCAAACGCAUGUACACUGGUGGACGUUGGUCCCGGCACCAUCUUCCUCAUCAUCCUCUGCCUCAGUGCUACGGCUUACUUUCUGAUAGGAACGUGCGGGCUCCGGGCGUUCAGGAGCAGCAAUGGUGUACAGAUGACUCCAGAGCACAGUGUUUGGUGUAUGCUCUGUUACCAUCUCAAUGACCGGCCUCGGGACCGCCCGAAAAAAGCACUAAUCAAAAAGAAAAGAGGACACGCUCUGAUCUAACAGGGCAAGAACCAAACUCAGUGAGACCUCUGGACACAUCCUGAGACAAUCCCAUUCUUCAACAUAUUGUAAAUCCCAAAACAUUAAGUAAAAACAAUUGGGUAAGAUCUUAGGAAAGCUUUUUUUCCAAACUCUUAACAUCUGAUAGAAUUGAGUUUUUUUCAAGUAAAUUAUGUCAACAAAUGACUUCACGAUUGACAAACACAGAAUAAGUUGAAAACGUUACAUUUUAUUCAUUAAAAACAGCUUAGAUUCACAGAAAAAGUGCACUUCUUAGAAAUACAAGUGAUUUUCAUUAAAAUGACAGAUCUUUCUUAAGUUACACGUCUAUAGCUUUACAAAGAUUAGCUUAUUUGCAGGAGAUACACAGAGCUCGUCCAUAUUGUGCUCUAAAUUAAAAUCCAGAAGAUGGAAAGCUGCGUGUUUGGUGCCGAGCGGAUGAACGUCAUACUGCCUGUGAAAGUUAAUGUUAAGUGCAUCGGGUUUAUCUAACGGAAACUUAAAAAUGGCAAAACUCUACAUAGAAAAUGUUUGUUACAAGGCGAGCAAAUCCAGAUUCUAUUCUAAUGAUAAGAAACAUGAUAAAAUCUGCUCUUAUAAAAGAAUAAAAACCGCAUACUUUAAAAACUCAGUUCCAAGAUUUCCACAAGCACUCGGUUCAUACAGACAGCACCACACGCAUGACUCACAGUUUUCCAGACACAGAAACUUCAAAAGCAUUUGAAACACAUGUUACUGUAAAACACAAUCUUAAUUUCUCCAGGGAAUUUCUGGGAAGGAAAAUAACCAGCCAGCUGGUUUUUGGAAAUAGGCGAUGGGGUGAAGUUUCUGAGUGUCAAACAAUGCUGUUCGGUUUAAGGGUUUCAAGAACACGUGACUGAGAUAUUCUGAAGAAUCAGUCAUCGGUCCUGCCCUGACUGCAUUAGACCGACUGUAUAGAGCGAUAUUAAACAGCUCUUUAAUUCUUAUUUUGUCCGAAUAAACAUUGUCAUUAAAAAAAGAUCUAAAUAUAGUUUGGCACCCCAAAAGAUAUAAGGCGUAAGAGUUUAAGAGCAAACCCAACAAAAACAUUUAAAACACAUCAUGGUCACAUUUCACUCCUAAAGAAGGAAAUAAAAAGUAUAAAUGAUAUCUACUCUGUUACAUUGACACAAAAAUGUGGAUGUAAAAAUGCUAAUAAAAUGCUCUUAAUAGACUUUUCUUCA
This is a messenger RNA of Triplophysa dalaica, 2090 nucleotides long. RefSeq lists its product as uncharacterized. NCBI's taxonomy places the organism in Eukaryota, Metazoa, Chordata, Actinopteri, Cypriniformes, Nemacheilidae. Gene Ontology annotation, cellular component: trans-Golgi network. Bases 73 to 885 code for a protein of 270 amino acids. The transcript has 4 exons. The record is from RefSeq and is a predicted model, not a curated record.